UUGCUCAGUCUGUUCAGUUGCUGCUCCGAUCCGUAUCGACGGCUGAUUCCCAUUUCUGCGAGAAAUUACCGCAAGCAGUUCCGUUCGCUCUCUAUUUUAUUUAGUUUUCUAUUAUUCAAAAUAUAGAAGUUAUGGCAGAAAACAGAGCUACCAAAUCUGGAUUAGCUGCAGAAGCCCAUAGUAAGAUUCAAUCCAAAUACGACCCAGCCUUGGCUAGUCAAGUUCUCACAUGGAUGAAAGAUGUAAUGGGCUCCGAUGAUAUUGAAACUUCAGGCGAGCGAGAAUCUUUCUACAAAUUACUGAAGGAUGGUCAAGUUUUAUGCAGGUUAAUCAAUGUUUUACAACCAGGAUCCAUUCCCGAAAAAAAGAUCAACAACACAACUAUGGCUUUCAAAUGCAUGGAGAAUAUCAAUUUGUUUCUUGAACAGGUAAAAAAAUUGGGUGUGCCAGCCGAAGAAACUUUUCAAACAGUGGAUUUGUGGGAACAACAGAACCUCACAUCUGUCCUAAUUUGUCUACAAUCCCUCGCAAGAAAGGCAUCUAAAUUUGGUUUCAAAAGUAUUGGGCCCAAAGAAGCUGAAGCCAAUGUGCGUCAAUUCAGCGACGAGCAACUCAAAGCAGGACAAGGAGUCAUUAGCCUUCAAUAUGGAUCAAAUAAGGGCGCAAAUCAAAGUGGAAUCAAUUUCGGGAAUACGCGUCACAUGUGAAGUCCAUUACUUGUUUUAAACCUGCUCCUGCUUGCUGAAAGUGCAGAAUACCCUCCAAAAAACUUAAUCCUACAUUAUUAUAAAUGUGAUUCAAACCAGCCAAUUUCCAAUACAGUAAAAUAACUGUGUGCCGAGAAAAAAACAUUGUUUAGGAUUUAUAGAAAAUUCUUAAAAGCCAUUUUUUACAGUGCAAGGCAUUCAUUUAAAUUUUUUUUAAUUUUAUGAAAUAUUUUUUAAAGAUCAUGAAUUGUUUACAUUCCUAAAAUAUUUUCCACAUGAAAUUGUAUGAAAAGUUGUAGUUUGUACUGUCCCCUAUUUCUGUUUAGAUGUAAUUUUAAUAAAAAAUAUUCUCAAAUAA
Messenger RNA from Uloborus diversus, 1065 nucleotides. It is a transcript of the gene Chd64, whose product is annotated as myophilin-like. Gene Ontology annotation, molecular function: protein binding. The transcript has 5 exons. The record is from RefSeq and is a predicted model, not a curated record. The coding region runs from base 132 to 707 and encodes 191 amino acids. NCBI's taxonomy places the organism in Eukaryota, Metazoa, Arthropoda, Arachnida, Araneae, Uloboridae.